UUGUCAUGGGGAUAAUUCGAGAAAAUUCGGUUUGUAUUCAUAUUGCCGAACUAAGCUGUAAACCUGCUUGACAAUAGCCCUUAGAGGUUUUCAGGUAUUCGAAAUGCAUUACAAGGUUAAACAUUUAAUGAUUUAUGUAAGUAUGGGUGCUGAUAUACCGGACAUUUUGUAUCACCCACUAACAAAAGUUACAAAGUCAGAUGAUUGUAAAAAUAUUGAUGAAGAAAGUCAAACGUUGGUCAAAAUUGGUCAUAUAUCAACCGUGGAAAAUUCAUUACACACUUUAAGCAAUGAGACAUAUGUCGAGAAAUGGACAGAAUCUUCGCCUGAAGUAAAAGAACCAGAUUACAAAUACUUCUCAUGCAGAUUGGAAUUGGAUGCACACUUAGCUUCGUGUCUCAUGUGUGAUUUCAAACUCUUUCCAAUUUUCCGGAAAAGAUUAUUCAAUUAUGUGAAGAAAAACUAUACUUUUCAAUACGUUGGGGUGAAUUUUGGAAAUAGUGUAGAAGAACAACAAGUAACUGCAGCAAAUAGAAAAGAUGGAAGAAAAAUUCCAAUUGAUUAUGUGAUAGAAAUUAUUCCAAUUUAUCCUAAACAAAAAGUGGAUUAUGCAUGGACGUAUCGGAUAGGGGGACAAAUGGUCAAGAAGAUGCUGUUAGAAGAAGCGUUUGCUUGGUUUUCAACAUUAGGUGGAGCAUAUUCUUCCCUUGGCGACCAUUUUUCAAGUUUUGCGGAACACGCAGGGAAGAUAGCAAUGAAGCAGCUGAAGAUAGCCAAUGAAGAAGGGGAUCCUAUAAUGGCAUGCAAAGCAAAGCUUUUCUUUGCUCAGAGUUUAAUGCAAAGAGGUUAUAUAAUAGAAUCUGGGAGAAUAUUUAAAGCUCAAAGUAUAUUUGCUAAAACAAUGAUUGUGCCAGACUCGAAACUAUUGACUAUGUGCCGAGCAUUAAGAAAGCGCUGGAAAUAUAUUCGCAGUAAUGUUAAUAAACAUGUACAUGUAUUGGAAAAUUGAUUAUUUUGGUUAAUA
Molecule: messenger RNA, 1024 nt
Organism: Magallana angulata
Lineage: Eukaryota; Metazoa; Mollusca; Bivalvia; Ostreida; Ostreidae
Exons: 1
Coding region: 104-1009 (301 amino acids)
Source: RefSeq, a predicted model, not a curated record